AUGUCACUACUCCUGCUGGAUGAGACAGCCGGAGACCUGCCUGUCAGAGACAGCAGCCCUCAGCCCUCAGUGAUCACAGCUAUUCAAGAUGUGUCAGCCAUUGCUCGUCCCACGAAGGCCCGUGGGCUGAAGACCCGGAUGAGAGAGCCAGUGGCAUGGACAUGGCAGCAUGUGAGCCAGAUGAACCGGGCAGAGCUGGAGGAUGGGUUCCUGCGUCUACAUGACGAGAACCUGGUGCUCAAGGAGUUUGCCUGCAAGCAGGAGGACAGGAUCAAGAGGCUGGGCACGAAGCUGCUGAGACGUACCCAUGAGCGGGCACAGGUUGAGGGUCAGCUGGGUGCCAGGGCCAGGUGGUCAGGCCAGGACCUGGAGAAGUCCUUGGAGGAACUGCAGGAGCAGGUGUGGGACCUGGAGCGGCGCAAUGAGGGGCUGCGGAGUCGUCUGCUAUCCUACAAGCAGCAGCUGCAGCUCCAGGGGUGCAGGCGCCACUGGCCCUACGGCUACGUCCAACCCCGGGUGGACACCGGACUCCGGCAGGUUCACACCUCAGGCGGGAGGGUGACUGAGAGACAUCACAGAGGGAUGCGGGUGCACGUUCCAGAGGCCAGACCUACCCACACAGCUCCCCCAAGAUACAGAGACCACAUCACAGAGGGAGUACGAGCGGAUAUGGAGAGACUAUCUGUCCCUCCCCCACCCAGCACCAUGGAAGGGGUAGCAGCCCCUGAAUCCCAACUAUCCCACAGCCUGGUGUUGGCAGAGCUGGAGCCUGAGUCACAAUGCCUGGCAUGGGGGAGAGAGAUGGACCUCGAUGGGGCCCCGUCCCAGCAGUACCACCAGCAGGCCCUGGAGCAUCGAGCCGCCAUCCGGGGGAAUGUGGAGCUGAUCCGGCUGCAGCGGCUCCUGAGAGAGCGGAGCUGCGAGCUGGCCGUGACCAGAGGCCGAUUCACUGACCUGCAGGAGGCGUAUGAGAGCCAGCUCCAGCAGAAUCAGGAGACGUUGCGAACCAGCAGUGAGGCCCUCCUGGCCCAGGUGGAGGAGCUCACUGUGCAGCUGAAGGCGGAGACGCAGAAGGUGUUGGCGUUGGAGAGCAAAGUGGAGAGCGUCUCAUUCCUGCAGGGGGCGCUGGAGGAGUUUCAGGAGAGAAUCAGGUCCCUGGAGAAGGAGCGAGACCUGUUGAAGGAGGAUUAUGAUAAAUUGCUGGAGAGCAGUCUGGCCUGUGAGCAGCGGCAUGGGAACAUCUCACGGCUGGAGGAGCAGCUGAGCUUGGAGCUGGCAGAGAAGAGGGGGCUGAUGGAGGAGCUGGCGCAGGAGAGAGCUCGGAGUGAGGAGCUGAAGCAGGAAGUGGAGAGGGGGAACCAAACUCCAGAGCAGAAGCCUGAUCCGACCCUGUCCCAGCCCCCCUGCCUUGAUAGGCUCCCCACCGAGACCGAGCAGGAGGAGCUGUUCCCCCAUCAGAGCCUGAGCCGGAGACUCCGUGAGACAGAAGCUGCCCAUGCUGACACCAUCUUGGAGCUGGAGAAAACCCGGGACAUGCUGAUCCUACAGCAUCGCAUCAACCGGGACUAUCAGGCCGAGCUGGAAGGUGUGAUGGUGCAGGCUGAACAGGAGAAGAGGGGACAUGAGGAAAAGCAGCAGAAAAUGGCGCAGCUCCUGGAUCUGCGCAGCACUCGCAUCCGCCAGCUGGAGGAGCAGCUGAAGGAUGUGGCCUAUGGGACACGGCAGCUCCCACUCCUGCCGACUGAGGGUGAUGUGGACGUGGAGGAGGUCAAGGCCCCGGUGCUGCGGCGUGGUGAGAACCUGUUUGAGCUGCACAUUGCAGGGGCAGUGCUGUCAGGGGAGGCACUGCAGCUGCUGGGGGAAGUCCAGCCCGUCACCUUCUGCACCUAUGCCUUCUAUGACUUCGAGACACACUGCACACCGGUGGUGCGAGGGGCCCGGCCCCGCUACAGCUUCACGUCUCAGUAUGUGAUACAGGCUGAGCCCCUCUUCCUGCAGUACCUGCAGAGGGCUGCCGCCCGCCUAGACCUGCACCUGGCCACGGCUACUGACCACAGCACUCUGGCUUCCUGUUGGCUGCGCUUCCGGGAGGUUCUGGGGAGCGGGGAGCGCAUGCAUGCCACAGCGAUGCUACAUGGUCCGAGCGGCGAGAACUACGGGAUGCUGGAGUAUUGGAUGAGGCUGUGCCUGCCCAUGGAGCAGACCAUACGGCUGCAUUGCGAGCGCACCAAGGCCUUGGGCUACUUGUCAGCCUGCAUGCCCCAGGCCAGAGCUGCCCAGCAGAGCAGGCAGCAGGACAAGGAGGGGUGGCUGUGGAAUGAGCUGCAAGUGCAGAUUGUAGGCUGCACGGGCCUGCGGGGUCGCUGGCUCAGCACCCAGCCCAGCCCCUAUGCCAUGUACCGCUUCUUCACCUUCCCUGACCACGACACGCCCAUCAUCCCCUCCAGCAACAACCCACACUUUGGAGACCUGCGGACCUUCCCCAUGCACCCCACAGCUGAACUCGACUGCUAUCUGCGUCUAGAGAGCCUCUGGGUGUACAUCUUUGAUGAUGAGGAUACAGAGCCAGGCAGUUACUUGGGCAAAGCACAGAUCCCCCUGCUGCCUCUGGCACGCGGGCACUGUAUCACAGGAGAUUUUGUCCUCACCGACCCGGCUGGGCACCCCAAUGGCUCCAUCAGCCUCAGCCUGGAGUGGAAGCGUCGGUACCUGCCCCCGGGGGCCGCCCUGCACCAAGCGGCCUGGGCCAGGAAACACCAGCGUGAGAGACCCUUGGAGCAGCUGAUUGAGGAAGAAAGGGCUGCACUACACAACCAGGCCCGGCUUGCUCCCAGCAUCUCGCCAUCGCAGCCUGAGGGCCAGAGGAAGAAGCUCCAUAUCUUGGCGGUCAAGGCUGAUGGAUGCAGGGGAAAGUGGGGAAGGUGGAAUGGGGGAGCCAGCAGUCAGACUCAGCCUAAUCCAGUGCCAGUAUCCAGUGGCUACACCCUGGAGGAGGGAGAAGAGGUGGCUCCGGUGGGAGAUACUGCCGAGGGGACACUGGAGGGGAAGGAGGCCCAGGCUGGCGAGGAGGAAGCAGAACACUCAGCUAAGGACGCUGAAACCUCUGCCAGGACCCAGCGCUUGGAGCCCAAAUCCCUUGCACUGGACGUAGGCUCCGCUCCUGAGGACAUGGCCCCCGAGGAGGCCAGUGAGCCAGCGCUGGAGAGCAGCAGCGAUGCACAGACCACAGACAGUGACGAGAUUGUGGUGGGGACCAGCCUGGGGAGCCCUCCAAAGGUGGACAUGGAGCGGAUCCACAUUGAGAUCGUCUCUCUGAGUCUGCACCCUGAGGCUGAGGCCAUGGCCAGUGAGCACAUCCAGCAGCUGUACGUGGAGUACCACUUCCCAGGGGUGCCCCUGGCUGAGACGGAGACCCCCCUGUCCCUGCGCAAGCCCCAGGGCAGCGAGGAGAUCUACUUCCACUUCAGCAAGGUGAUUCAGCUGGACACGGAGGGGGUGAGCAGCCAGCGGGAAAUCCUCUUCUCCAUGUUGCAGGCAGAGGAGGCAGGGCAGAGCUGGCUGCAGUUCGUGGUGGUGAGCGAGCCCCUGCCUGGGACAGGAGGCGAGUGCGAGGACGUGGGCUUUGCCUACAUAGACCUGCGUGAGAUCCUGCUGACAGGCAACGACGUGCUGGAGCAUGACCUCGAUGUUGUCAGCCCUCAGGACCGCUCUGCCAUCGGGAGGCUGAAGGUCUCUGUGGAAGCAGCUGCUGCCCUCUGCACCAUCUAUUGGGAGGGGAGACGAAAGGCUGAGGAGGAAUGA
Emys orbicularis (European pond turtle) is the source of this 3801-nucleotide messenger RNA. RefSeq names its product RPGR interacting protein 1 (gene RPGRIP1). The transcript is spliced from 25 exons. Gene Ontology annotation, biological process: non-motile cilium assembly; retinal rod cell development. NCBI's taxonomy places the organism in Eukaryota, Metazoa, Chordata, Testudines, Emydidae. Gene Ontology annotation, cellular component: photoreceptor connecting cilium. The record is from RefSeq and is a predicted model, not a curated record. Gene Ontology annotation, molecular function: thromboxane A2 receptor binding. Bases 1 to 3801 code for a protein of 1266 amino acids.